Molecule: messenger RNA, 584 nt
Organism: Rhagoletis pomonella (apple maggot)
Lineage: Eukaryota; Metazoa; Arthropoda; Insecta; Diptera; Tephritidae
Exons: 3
Coding region: 116-541 (141 amino acids)
Source: RefSeq, a predicted model, not a curated record
CCACUGCUUUAUUUUUUAUAAAACAGAGAAAAUCGAAUGCUUUCCCAAUGCUCGAUACAUAAGGAAUUCUACAUGUGGCAUAAAGGCAGUCAGUCGCUACCGAUCGCACACGAAUAUGGAAUGUGAUAUUGUGGAUCGUUUGAAAAAUGUUUCGCUUAAUUUGCAACUUUUUCUGCGAAAUACCGCCAAUCACUACAAACCAUUUCUAGUCAAUGUCACCGCCAAUUUGUGCAAAAUUCUGGAUAGACGAAACUUUCCCGCCUACACAACAACCGUAAUGAAUAUACUAAAAGAAGUAUCGAAUGUGAAUCAUAGUUGUCCAUAUACGAAACGCCUAGUGGUUAAAAAUCUCUUUAUUGAUGACAAGUUUUUACCCAUUGAACCACCCUUGGGACUCUAUAAGGGUGUUUUCCAUUUCUUCGAAGGAUUCCCCUACGAUGAUAUAGGUACGGUCAUACUUUAUGUACAGGCUAUUGAAGUGAAGCAAUUUAAACGACGUAUAAAAGCACCGAAAUUACGAGCACACUCGAAUUUGAAAUAAAAAAUUGGCAAUUAAAAUAAAAUUUGCAUUAAUAUCAUUUGCC